Messenger RNA from Populus trichocarpa (black cottonwood), 3013 nucleotides. RefSeq names its product ATP synthase subunit b, chloroplastic. The transcript is spliced from 2 exons. Lineage: Eukaryota; Viridiplantae; Streptophyta; Magnoliopsida; Malpighiales; Salicaceae. Gene Ontology annotation, biological process: proton motive force-driven ATP synthesis. Gene Ontology annotation, molecular function: proton transmembrane transporter activity. Bases 2407 to 2961 code for a protein of 184 amino acids. The record is from RefSeq and is a predicted model, not a curated record.
AAAGGGUUAUAUGAAAUAUCUGGUGUGGAAGUAGGCCAGCAUUUCUAUUGGAAAAUAGGCGGUUUCCAAGUCCAUGCCCAAGUACUUAUUACUUCUUGGGUUGUAAUUGUUAUCUUAUUAGGUUCAGCCAUUGUAACUGUUCGGAAUCCACAAACCAUUCCUACUGACGGUCAGAAUUUCUUCGAAUAUAUCCUUGAAUUUAUUCGAGAUGUGAGCAAAACCCAGAUUGGAGAGGAAUAUGGUCCAUGGGUUCCCUUUAUUGGAACUUUGUUUCUAUUUAUUUUUGUUUCUAAUUGGUCAGGGGCGCUUUUACCUUGGAAAAUCAUAGAGUUACCUCAUGGGGAGUUAGCCGCACCCACGAAUGAUAUAAAUACUACCGUUGCUUUAGCUUUACUUACGUCAAUAGCAUAUUUUUAUGCGGGCCUUAGCAAAAAAGGAUUAGGUUAUUUCGGUAAAUACAUACAACCAACUCCAAUCCUUUUACCCAUUAACAUUUUAGAAGAUUUCACAAAACCUUUAUCACUUAGCUUUCGACUUUUUGGAAAUAUAUUAGCGGAUGAAUUAGUAGUUGUUGUUCUUGUUUCUUUAGUACCUUCAGUGGUUCCUAUACCUGUCAUGUUCCUUGGAUUAUUUACAAGUGGUAUUCAAGCUCUUAUUUUUGCAACUUUAGCUGCGGCUUAUAUAGGUGAAUCCAUGGAGGGACACCAUUGACUAAGUUUCGAAAUAGUCUUUUUUAGCUUAGUGCAAGGUAAUCUAUGCCUUGCUCGAGAUAAUCUUCUUCGUGAACAUAAAUAUACACAUAAAUAGACAAAAAAGUCUAUAAGAUCUAGAAGAAUAGUAAAAAAGAUUACGAUAUUAGGGAAUUGUAAAAAAAAAAUUAGGUUCUAUAGAGCGAUUCCCAUUUCAGUCGGUUUUAUUCAAUUCAAAGAUUGACCAAAAGAAAAUAUUAAUAAAGAAUAAAUUACAUGAACUUAGAUCAACCAAAGACUUAUAUUUCUAUGCAAUGAUUUAGACUAAGAAAUUCGCCCAUUUAGAUUGAUUGUAUCCAUGUGGGAUAAUGCUAAAUUCUAAAUUAAAUAAAAGGAAGAUAGGGGUUUACAAAAAAUGAGAUUCAAGAGAAAAUGGUUUCGUUAGAAGAGUGGGAUCAAACUAGGUAUAUGUAAUAUAUAUAAUCGCUAUAAGCCAACUUUCCUUUAUAGAUGUUUCGAAAAAUGUUUUUAAAAUACGACUGAAUCCAAGAUACAAAUAGUUGGUUUACGUUAUGGAAUAAAGACAUGUAUAUGUAAUAGUAGGCUAGUUAUAUAUGAGCUAAAAGAUAUAUCUAAUCCGCCCUCCUAUUACUGAGAAUUGGGGUAGGGAUUCCAAUAAAAGUCCUUCUGUUUCAUUUGUAACUGUGAAUUCAAUUCAAUAUUGAAUAAAGAAAUUCAAUCAAGAAAAAGAACGAAGAGUUCGAAUUCAAAGAAUGGUUCGGAACAAAGAAAGAAAUGGAAAAACAAAAAGUUGUAUGAAUUCUAUGAAUUCACAAAAACUCUGUGGAUAGGAACUAUAAAAUAGAUAUCGAAGUAGUUCUGAUGAUUCAAUAAUAUUACUACUUCAAUUGGGAGCUCUUAGUUGCGUUACUUUGACUAGAUGAAAAUCUUAUCGAUGGAAUAAUUAAGUCAUAAUUUAUUGGUUGAUUGUAUCAUUAACCAUUUCUUUUUUUUGGUGCGAGGAACUUAUCAUGAAUCCAUUGAUUUCUGCCGCUUCCGUUAUUGCUGCUGGGUUGGCCGUUGGGCUUGCUUCUAUUGGACCUGGGGUUGGUCAAGGUACUGCUGCGGGCCAAGCUGUAGAAGGUAUCGCGAGACAACCCGAGGCAGAGGGGAAAAUACGAGGUACUUUAUUGCUUAGUCUGGCUUUUAUGGAAGCUUUAACAAUUUAUGGACUGGUUGUAGCAUUAGCACUUUUAUUUGCGAAUCCUUUUGUUUAAUCCUAUAUUUGAUUUGUUUAAUCUAAUCCUAUAAAAAAAUACGUAUUUUUUUUUUUAUUGUCUUGUACUUGCUGCUUGCUUUUUCGAAUUCUAUCAAGAUUUUACUCCUACAAUUAUUUAUUUUGUUUUAUUUUUAUUGGGACAAUAACCCAACGGGAAGGAUUGAUUGGGGGAUGAGGAAUUAGUAUACUGAUUCACUUUCUUCCUUCCCCUUUCUUAGUUAGUCCAAUCCAAACUUUUUUAAGGAAGUGUUGUAACAAAAAAAAAGUAGAUAUUUCGCAAUUGACACGAGAUCUGAUACCCAAUUCUAAUAAGUAUUGUUCUUAAUUAGAAAUUUACAAUUGAAAAAAAAAAAAUAUAAAAUAAAAUAAUCUAGAAAAAAAAAAAAAUAAAUAGAUAAUUAGUCUGUCUAUAAGAUUUAUAAAAGAAGAGGAGAUCGUAUGAAAAAUAUAACCGAUUCUUUCGUUUCCUUGGGUCACUGGUCAUCCGCCGGGAGUUUCGGGUUUAAUACCGAUAUUUUAGCAACAAAUCCAAUAAAUCUAAGUGUAGUCCUUGGUGUAUUGAUUUUUUUUGGAAAGGGAGUGUUAAGUGAUUUAUUAGAUAAUCGAAAACAGAGAAUUUUGAAUACUAUUCGAAAUUCAGAAGAACUACGCGGAGGAGCCAUUGAACAGUUGGAAAAAGCCCGGGCCCGCUUACGGAAAGUGGAAAUAGAAGCGGAUCAAUUUCGAGUGAACGGAUACUCUGAAAUAGAACGAGAAAAAUUGAAUUUGAUUAAUUCAACUUAUAAGACUUUGGAACAAUUAGAAAAUUACAAAAACGAAACCAUUCAUUUUGAACAACAAAGAGCGAUUAAUCAAGUUCGACAACGGGUUUUCCAACAAGCCUUACAAGGAGCUCUAGGGACUUUGAAUAGUUGUUUGACCAACGAGUUACAUUUACGUACUAUUAGUGCCAAUAUUGGCAUGUUUGGGGCAAUGAAAGAAAUAACUAAUUAGACCUUCUACUGUAGGCAUUAUUUUUUUUUUCCAAAAAAAAAAAAUUAAGAAA